AUGGCUAUCGCAAAAUUCUUCGCCCUGCUUGUGCAAAGCAUCAUCCAGUGCCCGCAGAUGGUGGGUGAUGAGCUGGAUGAGGCCACGUGCGAGCGCAUGGAGCAGCGUGCGGAGCAUCUGAGCCGGGAGAUGACUCGGCUGCUGCAGGAGCUGGAGCAGAGGAGCCUGAAGCAGAGCAUCAUGGAGCAGAGGACUCAGGAGCAGAGCGGCGUGACCUGGGGAGCCCUGCUCUUUGCUGCCUUGCAGCACUGGCAGUUCUGGGCCAUUGCUGGGGUCCUGGUCGUGCUGUUUGGGCUCUGCUGGUUGCUUGGGAAAAGAAGCCAUCAGUCAGCCAGCAGCAGCAAGGAGUGCAGGUCCAUAAACACAGAGUAUAAGGAGGGGAAGGAAGAAGAAAACCUCUCUGUUUCAUUGAAUGUGGGACGAUUUUUGAAAAAUCGCUUGCAGGAGAAUAUGCAGGAUCUGCCCUGCAGGUCCAUAUUCUUUAGGAACUUGGUGGACAAGCUUCUGUGUGCAUGCCAAACGCUGUCCAAGAAAGAUUUUGUGCCACAACUGCAGCCAACCAUCACGCUGAGCAGACACAUCAAAAUCUGGAGUCCUCAAAAGGAGGAUGCUGUCUUCCGCUUGCUGGUACCCCUGAAGCCCCCACAAGGACAUGCCUUCCACCUGGAGCUGAGCACUGCAGGGGAGCUACCAGUGAAGAACUCAUUCCUCCGCGUGGAGCUGAUCUGUACCUGCAUGAGGGAGCGGCUGGUGGGAGACAUGCUGUGCUUCCUCCACCACCCCGAGGAGGAGCUGAAGAAAUAUCAGGGUCCCAGCCUCCUACGCACCCUCUGCACCGGUUCCUACCUAGAUAUAGAGAAAACUGCCCGCUGGUUCCAAGAACUCCUGACAAAAGCCUGGGAGCUUCUGCUUGUGUCCUCUAAAUUCAGGCUAAGAGUGCUGCCCUGUAGCCGCUCCUGCACGCUCCUAAUCACAAAUGUCUUGGAGAGAUCCUUCCUGAUUGAGCUGAUAUUUGGAGUGCAGCAAGGCAACCUGGACAACUUCAUGAGCAUCGACUAG
This is a messenger RNA of Grus americana (Whooping crane), 1059 nucleotides long. RefSeq names its product inositol 1,4,5-trisphosphate receptor-interacting protein-like 1. The record is from RefSeq and is a predicted model, not a curated record. Bases 1 to 1059 code for a protein of 352 amino acids. Gene Ontology annotation, cellular component: membrane. The transcript has a single exon. NCBI's taxonomy places the organism in Eukaryota, Metazoa, Chordata, Aves, Gruiformes, Gruidae.